Molecule: messenger RNA, 2346 nt
Organism: Trifolium pratense (red clover)
Lineage: Eukaryota; Viridiplantae; Streptophyta; Magnoliopsida; Fabales; Fabaceae
Product: actin-related protein 3
Exons: 9
Coding region: 497-1783 (428 amino acids)
Biological process (GO): Arp2/3 complex-mediated actin nucleation
Cellular component (GO): actin cortical patch; Arp2/3 protein complex
Molecular function (GO): actin filament binding
Source: RefSeq, a predicted model, not a curated record
GUGCAUAUGAUAGAAUUGCGAUAGAUUAAAUAAAAGAAAAGAAAAAAAACUUUAUAUAAAAUGAAAAGAAAAGAAAAAACAAUACUACUAGUAAAGGAAAGGAAAGAGGAAAGAAGUGAAGAGUCAGAAAAGAAAGAAGGGUCCAAUUGUUUGAUUGGGAAAGAAGAAAGCAUCCUUGGAAUAACAAAUCAGAUUCAUGAUUCUCAAAUUAAUGGGACAUCUCUAACUCAUUCAUUCUACCUUUGUAACUUGUUAUUGUUGAAUUUUUAUUAUUAUAGUUGAAAACAAAAACAACAAAAACAUGGGUAGUGAUAGAGCUAUCACCAACAACUCUUAUCUUCCUAAUUUUACGUUCACUCGCUCCUUUCACUUGGGAUCAAAGUCUUCAUCAUCUUCUUCUUCAAGACCAUGAUCCUCUGCCCAAAACUUGCUAUUGGAUCUCAAUUACACUUUUACAGAUCCAUUUCCAAUCUUCAACACUUUUUCGCUAUUUCUAAUGGACCCAGCUGCUUCUCGUCCUGCUGUAGUCAUUGACAAUGGCUCCGGGUACACGAAGAUGGGGUUUGCUGGUAACGUUGAACCUUGUUUUAUUGCUCCAACGGUGGUUGCAAUUAAUGAGUCCUUUCUGAAUCAAUCGAGGAAUUCUUCCAAGGGAAAUUGGGUUGCACAGCACAAUGCAGGGGUUAUGGCUGAUCUUGAUUUCUUUAUUGGAGAUGAUGCUCUUUCUAAGUCUCGAUCUAGCAGCACUUAUAAUCUCACCUACCCGAUUAAGCAUGGUCAGGUUGAAAAUUGGGAUGCCAUGGAACGUUUCUGGCAGCAGUGUAUAUUCAAUUAUUUGAGGUGUGAUCCUGAGGAUCAUUAUUUUCUUUUGACCGAGAGUCCAUUGACAGCGCCCGAAAGUCGAGAGUAUACUGGGGAAAUUAUGUUUGAGACUUUUAAUGUGCCUGGACUUUACAUUGGUGUGAAUUCUGUGCUUGCUCUGGCUGCUGGCUACACAACGUCUAAGUGUGAGAUGACAGGUGUUGUAGUUGAUAUCGGAGAUGGGGCUACACACAUUGUACCAGUUGCCGAUGGUUAUGUUAUUGGAAGUAGCAUCAAAUCGGUUCCUAUUGCUGGAAAGGAUGUUACUCUUUUUGUCCAGCAGCUAAUGCGGGAAAGAGGAGAAAAUAUACCUCCAGAAGACUCUUUUGAAGUGGCUCGGAAAGUGAAAGAAAUGCAUUGCUACACCUGCUCUGACAUAGUGAAGGAAUUUAAUAAGCACGACAAAGAACCAGCCAAGUAUAUCAAGCAAUGGAGAGGCGUUAAACCCAAAACUGGGGCUCCAUAUUCGUGUGAUAUUGGCUAUGAACGCUUUCUUGGCCCUGAGGUUUUCUUUAAUCCUGAGAUAUAUAGCAGUGACUUUACCACUCCUCUACCAGUUGUAAUAGACAAGUGCAUUCAAUCUGCGCCAAUCGACACAAGGAGAUCAUUAUAUAAGAAUAUAGUGUUGUCAGGAGGUUCAACAAUGUUCAAGGAUUUUCACAGGAGAUUGCAACGUGAUAUAAAGAAAAUAGUGGAUGCUCGUGUCCUUGCAGCUGAAGCGCGCCUAAAUGGAGAGAUAAAAUCACACCCAGUGGAGGUCAAUGUACUCAGCCAUCCUAUCCAAAGAUUUGCAGUUUGGUUUGGUGGAUCAGUGCUUGCAUCAACACCUGAAUUUUUUACGGCUUGUCAUACAAAGGCAGAAUAUGAAGAAUAUGGAGCAAGCAUAUGCCGCACAAAUCCAGUUUUCAAGGGGAUGUAUUGAAGCAAAGAUGAAUUAGCUGAUCAUGAACGCAGCCUCUUCUCUUGAUAUGAAAACAAAUAUAAGGUCUGGAUAUUUUGAUCCUCGUGGAUUCUCACGGUCUUUUUUCCAAUCUUUAUUCAGGGCAGCAGAAGUGAGUGUAAAAUAUGUAUAUUCAGUGAGAAAAACGCCCUUCCAGUUUUAAUUCCUGCAGAUCUUCGUAGGAAGUCAAUUUAAUGUCAUCAUGUAUGUGGUUAAUAUGUUCUCCGGCAGGUCCAGAUGGCACUUAAUGGUAGAUAGGACUUGAUUUUUGACAAAAUGUUGGCUGAGCUGAAUGGCAAGUUUUAGUUUUCAGCUUAGGGUUUUAGAAAUGUUCUGCAUUUAUUCAUUUGAUGUUGGGACUGAUAUACCAUCAAGUACUUCUCUAGUCAGGAAAUUAAAUUCGUUGGGAUUGAAUUGUAAUCCUAAUAAGCACUAGUGCAGGUUUUGUGUUUAUGUUAAUCACAUAAUUUUUGCAAUUUUAGUUGUGUAAUGCAAACUUCAGGACUAUUAAUGAUUUGAGAUAUAUACUCUGUUGUAGUUUGAAA